Messenger RNA from Hibiscus syriacus, 1468 nucleotides. Its product is annotated as protein NINJA homolog 1-like. NCBI's taxonomy places the organism in Eukaryota, Viridiplantae, Streptophyta, Magnoliopsida, Malvales, Malvaceae. Bases 22 to 1392 code for a protein of 456 amino acids. Gene Ontology annotation, biological process: negative regulation of DNA-templated transcription; signal transduction. Gene Ontology annotation, cellular component: nucleus. The record is from RefSeq and is a predicted model, not a curated record. The transcript is spliced from 2 exons.
AAAAGCAAGUAUCCCUACAAAAUGAGUACAAUCUUGAUUGUUUUUUAUAUAUAUAUUUUUUCGAUUCUUCAUUUGUCACAUGAGGUUUUAGCAAGAAUCGUUGUUGUUGUUUUGGAGCAAUUUGAAAUGGAAAACAACUGUGGGAUAAUGGGGUUAAGAGAGGAUGAAAUUGAGCUAGACCUGGGAUUAUCGAUCGGAGGAAGCUUUGGAAAAGCCGAUAAACUAAAGCCCAUAAAAAACGAUUCAAAACCCAGCAAUAACACCGACGCAGAUCUCGGAGAAAGCGUUGGUUUUGACCCCCAAACGAAACUUGAGGUUCAAGCUUUGAGGCGACAAGAAGCGAGGAAGAAGAGAGAACACAAGCAGCAAAAGAGAGGAAUAUGUCACCGAAGCGGCGAGUUUCAAAGCAAAGACAAUGGUGCCGGUCCAAUGGAAGAAAGGGAAUGCAAGAAAUCCAGAGUUGAAGAGUUUUCUGGUAACGUAAAUCCUAAUUCCAGCGGCGAGCUGAAUAACCCGUUCGUAUGUCCGGUAAUCCCGGUACGGGUCCCGGGCCCGUAUCCUCAGAUCCAGUUCGUGCCGCUCGCCAAUUGGUUUGGGUAUUCUCGCGUAAAUGCAGUGCCUUGUUGGGGCGGUGUAGCUGGGAAUGAGAACGGCGUUGUGCAACCGCUGGCGGUGGCUGUGAAUGGCGGGUUUCCGUCGUUUCAGACGCCCCGGGAUUCGGGUCUGAAUGGUGUAAAUGGAUAUUAUUCAGAACAGAAUAGUAGCAGAGAUGAACGGAAGAGGAAAACAGGCUCCAACAGGUCAACCAUAUGUAGUUCCUCAGCUGGUUCGGAUCUUCAUAGCUCUUCUAAUCAAGGUGGUUGCAGCAGUGAAGCCGAAGCCCCCGCUCCACAAAUAAAUUGUUCAGUGGCAAGCAAUCCAAAGGGCCAAUCUGAACAAAGUGCUACUUCUCACCAAACGGACUCCGCACAAAGCAUUGAUAAAUCCAAAAAAGGCAUCGAAAAAACACCUUCAUCGAAUCCGAAGAAAGAACUCAAACCCCAAACCGAUUCCGAUGUUGAUAGCAAACCUGUUUCCUCAAACGAAGCUGCAACAACCACAACCACUUUCCCAAAAGAUACCAAGGGAAAGCCUCCUAGGCCUCGAAUUCCACCUCCUACCAACGACCACGUCCUUUCCCUUUGGAACUUGCCUUGCGUCUCCACGACGGGCAAUGGCCCCAAUGGUAGAACCAUCAAUGGUUUUCUAUACAAAUAUACGAAUUCCGAAGUCAGCAUCAUCUGUGUCUGCCAUGGUACUUCAUUCACCCCGGCAGAGUUCGUCCAGCAUGCUGGUGGUACCGAUGUUUCGCAUCCUCUGAGACGCAUUACUAUGGUUCCCACCGCUUUUUAGUUGAAAGACAACAAAUGUAUAGCCAUGUGCCUGAUUGUUCUGCCUGUUUUCUAGACCAUAUUUUUUUUCUAGGGCA